Dinoponera quadriceps is the source of this 681-nucleotide messenger RNA. RefSeq names its product RNMT-activating mini protein-like. Bases 243 to 539 code for a protein of 98 amino acids. Lineage: Eukaryota; Metazoa; Arthropoda; Insecta; Hymenoptera; Formicidae. The transcript has 2 exons. The record is from RefSeq and is a predicted model, not a curated record. Gene Ontology annotation, biological process: RNA 5'-cap (guanine-N7)-methylation. Gene Ontology annotation, molecular function: RNA binding.
CAUGAACAAACAUUGUGUGCUAUCGCCUUUACAGCAUGGCCACUUUCAAGCUUCUCUCUGAAUAUGAUUGAACGCCACUGGUCAGUAAUUCUGUGAAGAGAAUAACCAAUAUUUCGUGUGUCGUGUGUGUGAAAUAUUAUAUAUUUUACAGAUAUAAUUUCUUAUAAAAGCAUCAGAGUAAGAGAAUUAAUCAUUGAAGAAGAUUCUACAAUACACGUUUAACUAUUUAAUAAUAUUACAUUAUGGGGGAUACUACCUUAACCAGCGAACAGAAGGAAUUCUUAGCAGAAUGCGAAGAAGAAUAUAAAGAUCGCUAUACGGAGAAGGAUAGCAGUUUCAUGGAGAUGAAGGACCAAGUACCCAAGAAACCACCGAUUGUGGAUCCUUGGUAUAAUAAACCGCGUAGAGCUUAUGACUGGACGCGUCAAAAUCAAAAUAGACGUAAUCAUCAUUGGGAUCGUCGAAAUAAUGAGAGGAAUGAAAGAUGGGAUCGUCAUGCUGGCAAACAUCACACACAUCAUCGACAAAGAAUAUAUUAGUGCGUAGUGACUAUGAAUACAAGUGUAUAACCGUUCUGCGACCAAGUGUACGAUAUUCGUUAACAAACACGUAAAAAAUUAAAAAUUUUCUCUUUAAAACGUUUAUAUCAUAUUUUCGAAUAAAUUAAUUUUUCGCUCUGAA